Messenger RNA from Nelumbo nucifera (sacred lotus), 2437 nucleotides. Its product is annotated as putative E3 ubiquitin-protein ligase ARI8. Gene Ontology annotation, molecular function: zinc ion binding; ubiquitin-protein transferase activity. Gene Ontology annotation, biological process: protein ubiquitination. Lineage: Eukaryota; Viridiplantae; Streptophyta; Magnoliopsida; Proteales; Nelumbonaceae. The record is from RefSeq and is a predicted model, not a curated record.
UAAACCUAUGGAUGCUUGUCUGUUGGGCGAAGAGCGCAAACCAAACCAGAACCGUGGAAACCAAAGCCACACCCCAUUUCAUUGAUUGGUAUCCGUUUGUUCUCGCUCCAAAAUCCAUUUUGUUUCGAAAUCUUCAAUUCCUUUCGAAAUUGAUCGUAUUGGCAGUUGUUGGAUCGGUUCUCUUCGUUUCUGGACUCAAAAUUCGUCCGACUUUGCGCGUUUUCUGUGCCCUAAUUCGCAGUUGUCGAGUUGUGUAUUUUGGUCCAACGACAGGUCGGUGUGCACCUUGAAGAAUUUUAGGGUUUUGAGGGUUUUGAGUUUCUGGUUUGGUGGGCUGAAUGGAUUCGGAAGACGAUAUGCACGACGCGAACGAUGUGGAAUCCCUCGAUGAUUUCUACAGUGGUGAGACGGCGAUGGCGAGUGACGAUGAUGAUGGGGAUUACGAUUUUAAUGAUACGGAUGAUUCGGAUGACACCACAUCGCAUCGGCAGCAGCAAAACUAUACUAUUUUGAAUGAGGAUGAUAUACAUCAGCGUCAGGAGGAAGAUAUAUCAGUAAUAUCUACUGUGCUUUCUAUACCAAAAGUUUCAGCUAGCAUUCUGCUCCGUCACUAUAACUGGAGUGUCAGCAAAGUGCAUGAUGCAUGGUUUGCAGAUGAGGAAAAAGUACGAAAGGCAGUUGGCUUGCUGGAGAAACCAGUGGUUCACAUUCCUAAAAAUGUUAGAGAACUGACUUGUGGAAUCUGUUUUGAGAUGUAUCCUCGUGAUAGGAUGCAUGCUGCUGCUUGUGGUCAUCCAUUUUGUAGCACAUGUUGGACAGGUUAUAUUAGCACCUCAAUUAAUGAUGGUCCUGGAUGUUUGAUGUUGCGAUGUCCUGAUCCAUCUUGUGGUGCUGCUGUUGGUCAAGAUAUGAUCAACAUUUUGGCACCUAAUGAAGAUAAGGAGAAAUAUUCCCGUUACCUACUUAGAUCUUAUAUUGAAGACAAUAGAAAGACCAAAUGGUGUCCUGCACCAGGCUGUGAUUAUGCUGUAGAUUUUGUUGUUGGUAGUGGGAGUUACGAUGUUAUGUGCAAAUGUUCAUAUGGCUUUUGUUGGAAUUGUACUGAGGAAGCUCACCGUCCAGUGGACUGUGGCACUGUAGCCAAGUGGAUUCUGAAGAAUAGUGCUGAAUCUGAAAAUAUGAAUUGGAUAUUAGCUAACUCCAAGCCUUGCCCUAAGUGCAAGCGUCCUAUUGAGAAGAAUCAAGGUUGUAUGCAUAUCACAUGCACACCUCCUUGUAAAUUUGAGUUCUGCUGGCUGUGCCUCGGUGCAUGGUCAGAUCAUGGUGAGAGGACAGGUGGUUUCUAUGCAUGUAAUCGGUAUGAGACGGCAAAGCAAGAGGGAGCGUAUGAUGAAACUGAAAGAAGAAGAGAGAUGGCUAAGAAUUCCUUGGAGAGAUACACUCAUUAUUAUGAACGAUGGGCAACCAAUCAGUCAUCGAGGCAAAAGGCUCUUGCAGAUUUGCAGCAAAUGCAAGCUGUGCAGAUUGAGAAGCUAAGCGAUAAACAAUCUCAACCAGAAUCACAGCUUAAAUUCAUAACAGAGGCUUGGUUACAGAUAGUCGAAUGUAGGCGAGUGCUCAAGUGGACUUAUGCCUAUGGAUAUUACCUACCUGAACAUGAAAAUGCUAAAAGGCAGUUCUUUGAGUAUCUGCAAGGAGAGGCUGAAUCUGGGUUAGAACGGCUUCAUCAAUGUGCUGAGAAGGAAUUGCAAGUUUAUCUGAAUGCAGAGGGCCCAUCAGAAGAUUUCAAUGAAUUCCGUACAAAGCUUGCUGGACUAACCAGUGUAACUCGGAAUUACUUCGAGAACCUGGUACGGGCACUGGAGAAUGGGUUGUCAGAUGUGGAUUCCCAUGCUGCUUGCAGCAGAACAGCAAGCUCAAAGAGUUUAGGAGGCAAGGGAAGGGGAGGGAGAGGCAAAGGAACAACAUCCCGAGGUCCCAGUCGAUUGGAUGAUUCAGGUCACUGGUCCUGUGAGCAUUGCACCUAUGCCAAUAUUAAAUCUGCAGACACUUGUCAGAUGUGCCACCAGCACCGUGGUUGAACUGCUCUGCUGCGAGGAUGGUAUUACUCGGUCAGACAACUAUGAGGCUCUCAAGUCUUGGUAUAGGGAAAGAAGUAUACGGGGAAGGAAAGAAACCAGCCAAGCAUUCUCGUGGUUGUGGACUUGUAGUGGUAAAAUUUUAGUAAGAUAUCUUACUAAAAGUUAAUUGUAUAUAAUGAUUUCUCUCUCUUAGUGCUUGAAGUGGUUGUGUGAACUAAUCAUAAUAUAAUAGGCAGACAACAUUGGCAGAUGGCCAAUGCCAUUUGCAUCUUUCUGCACAUAUUCAGUAGAAAAAAAUCUGUAACCUGUUGAAGAACUUAACGAUGGAAUGUAAAUGGACUUGAUCCCUUACCGGA